AUGCAACCGAAAAGGAACGAGCGCGACCAAGCCAAGGAGAGCAAAGGCGAUGAGGAGGACGAGUUCGGCACGGGGAGCGGCACGGACGGAGAGAAAAACGAAGGGUCCAACCAUAUAAUGACAGGCUCGGCGAAGGUGGACGACCAAGACUUUAAUAACUUUAUAAAUGAGGAGUACCUCGAUGCGUCAGACGAAUCUUCUUUUAACUUCUCCAUUACGAAGCCCAUUCAUUUGGACUAUGCCAAUGGGGGGAAGAAGUACGCCGUGCUGAAGGGGAUGUAUAGUGGCGGCGGGGGGGACGGGGAGCGGACAGCCAAGGGGGAGGCGCCUCCAGGGGGGGGCGUAGUCAACCCAACAGGGGAGUUAACCAAGGGGGACACCCUAGUUCGUGGCGGUAAGGCGGCGGAGCGCAACGGAGGAGCCCCCCCGAUGGAGCAGCAGAGGGACGCCCACGAGGACAACCCAAAUGACGCCAAUUCUGUUGGAAGCGAAUCUGGGGGGAACCUCGCGUGUGUCCCCCAGGUGAGCGGCCUCCUGCCGGUGAGCGGCCUCCCCCCUGUGAGCGGCCUCUUGCCGGUUAGCGGCCCCCCCCCCGUGAGCACCGCCCAGAUGGAGUUCCCGAACGAGUACCUGCACAACAGCAGCAUCGCGUCGAGCGUGGGCUACCGCGAAAACGAGCUGUGCUCCAUCAAGUACCUCGUGGUGUGUAACUUUAAAAGCUACGAGGGGGAGAAUAUCAUCGGCCCUUUUUCCAAAUUCACAGCAAUAAUAGGUCCAAACGGUUCGGGGAAAUCAAAUAUAAUGGACUGCAUAUGCUUUGUUCUGGGAAUCCCUAACAAAUGCCUGCGGGUGAAAAGCAUGCGGCACUUGAUUCACCACAAGGAGAACGAGAAGGUGGAGGUGCUCAAGAGGAGGAAGUGCUACGUGAAGCUUAUCCUAGAAAGAAACAAAGAGAACGUUCAAAUGAACGUAGAAAUAAAGAGGACGCUAAACUACCGGGGGGUGAGCAACUACUAUAUUGAUGACAAGCCCGUGGAGCAUAGGGAGUAUAUUUCCUUUUUAAAGAAAAAUAGAAUCGAGACGAAAACGAAAACGUGCCUCAUCUUCCAGGGAGACAUCGAAGAGGUGAUAAACAAGAAGCCAAACGAAUUGGCCAAACUGCUCGAGCACAUCAGCGGGUCAGACGAAUACGAACAGGUGUAUGAAGACAUGAAGGAGAAGCUGAAGGAGAAGCAAAUGGCUUGCAAGAGCUACCUAAAUGAAAAGAAAAAAAUAGAGCAAGAAAUUAAAAUACAUAAGAUGCAAAUCAACGAUAAUAUCGAGCAGAACCAACUGAAGGAGGAACACGAAAGUGACGUAAAAACGUUUUACCUCUUCAGGCUCUACCACCUUCAUAGGAAAAAGGAAAAGCUGAAGGAAGACCUGCUCACCUACAAAGAGGAGAAGCUAGAAUUCGAGCAGGAGGUCCUCUCCAAGGACAAGCAGGUAGCUAGCCAUUUGGAGAAAAGCAAACUGGUGAAAAAAAAAAGUCUCCUCAAAGUGGAAGACGAGAUUAGGAGUUACCGCACUGAAGUGAACCGACUCAAAGUCGCCCUCAACGAGAUCGGCGAAAAGAAAAAGUACAAUCAAGACUGUCUUAGUAAAGUUCUGGCCAGUCAGAAGCUGCAAAUGAACAUACAGACGCACUGCGAGAGGUUCUCCCAAAACCUGCACCAGCAGGUGAAGGAGCAAGUGAGAAAGAUGCGAACCCAAAUUGCAAACAAGCUGGGCGUCAUCCGAAAGUUCCUAGACAAGUGCACCCACGUGAAGGGGUACAUCCAGGAGAGGCACGCAGCCCUGUAUGACAGUUUUGUGAAAGCGGAAAGGAGGCUUCGUCUCAGCGGCGGGGGGGCAGAUCAGGAGGGGAAGACCGCUCCACUAACAGAGGAGGAGGAAAAAAACCUCUUUGAUAGGUGCAACCUAUUGGAUGUCAUAGAAAACUUGAGCGAAUAUAAAAAGUGCAAAGAGAAGUACCUGUACCUCUGCGCCAACAGCAACAUCAGCAUCAAUAACUUCAAUUCCCUGGCGAGCGCGCUGAAGAAGGACAUCAAGGAGCUGCAGGAAGAGUGCGACAAUUUGUGCAGGAAGAAGCAGAAGGAGGUGCUCGACUACGAGGCGGAGAAGCUCACCAUGGAAGAGGUGGCAGGUCGAGUGAGCACGGUGAAUGCCCUCAUCGAGGGGGACCAGGAGAAGGUGCAAAAUGAGAAAGCCCACUUGAGGGAACUCCACCAAACGAUCCUGCAAAAGGAGAAACGCAUAGAAGAGCUGGAAAACGAAGUGGACAUGCUCAACGUGCACAGGAAUGAGCUACUCCUGCUGGAGAAGAGAAAGGAAGUCAUCUGCAAUUUGAAGAACCUCUUCGGAGAGGACCAAAUCUACGACGAGGUCAGCUCCCUCUACGAGGUUAGCAACCACGUGUACUUCACCGCGGUGAACAACGCCAUCCACAAGUACAACAGUUUCCUCGUCGUAAAGGACGUGGACGUCGCGGUCAAAUGCAUCAGGUACCUCAAGGAUAAUAAGCUGCACAAGAUGGAUUUCAUCCCGCUGGAGAGUUUUCUGCGCAAUGUGCAGAUGAAGCGCAGGGGGGGAGCGGCGCGUGGAGCGGCGCAACUGGGAGAAUCCCGCUAUACGAAUGAGGACCCCCUUGCGCGGGCUUCCUUGGAUGACCCCUCGCGGGCUUCCACGGAGGACCCCCACCUGAUGGACGCCGUCAUGAACGCCUUCAAAAAGAAGAACAUCGUGCUGGCGAACAACUGCCUGGUGUGCGACGAGCAGUUCAAGCUGCUCUUCGACUACCUCAUCGGGAGGAACACCCUCAUCGUGGAGCGCAUAAAAGACGCCGAAGACGUAAGGAGCAAGUUCCCCCAGCUCAACGCGAACAUGGUGACUCUAAAUGGGCACAUCGUGUCGAAGCACAACAAUAUAAUCGUAGAUAUAUCCUCCUCCUCCUCUCACGGAGACAAAGAAAGGUACAGCAACAGAAGACUCAACAUCAGCAUGUAUAAUAAACUCGUCAGAGAGAAGGAGGAGUGCCGCAGCGUCAUCAGCGACUGUAAGAAGAAAAUCAUCCAAGCGAAUGAGCAGAUAAAUAAGAGCAACUACGAAUUGGAGCUGAACAAAAAGAAGGUAGCUAGCUUGCUAAUCAAAAAGGGGAUCUUCCAGAAAGAAGUGGAGGGAAAGCUAGCCACCAUAAAAAGUUACGAAGAAAGGAUAGCCAAAAUAAGGGACGUUCAGAUGAAGAAAAAAAUGGACAGUUUAGAUGGGUACGAGGCCGAGCUGAUGAAGGAGAGAAAAGGAUUGGCCUCCUUCCAGAAGGACUCCUUUAAAGCACUCAAUGAGAGGUUCCAAAUUGAAAACAUCUACGAAGCUAUCGAAAGGAGCUCCAAAGAGAUGGAAAAAAUAGACGACCAAAUUGACCGCAUAAAGAACAACAUAAAAAAAUUAAACGACGAUCUUAACGAGUUGACAGACAAACGAAACGAAAUUGAGCUUUUUCAAAAAAAGGAGAAGGCAGCCAACCAGGAGGAGAACAUCCAACUGGACAUUUACAAGUUGAGCGAGGAGGAAAAGGAGCACUCGCAUAAAAUGAACCAAACGGAGAGCGCCAUUCGGGAGAGGGAGGCCGAGCGGGAUAACCACCUGAAGAACCUCUCCCAAAUUAACCAGGAGCUUAACAACCUCCGGGAGAGCAUAAGUAGUAAUUUUGAGAAAUACGAAGCGAUGCAGAGUAGGGUAGACAAUUGCCGGAAGAAGAUUCGCAUUUACGGCACGAUGGUUAGGGACCUCAUAGGCGAGUGCGACAUGAACGGCGUCAAUGUGUUCGCGGCGGGGCUGGCGAUCGCCGAUGAGGGGGGGGGAAAGCUGCCAUCUCCCCGGGGUGGUGGGCCCCCCCCGCGCAAGGGCCGCGCGAGCAAACUUCUGCAGGGCAGCGACGAAAGCGGCGAAGUUAGCGGCGGAGAAGUUAGCGGAGACGUUAGCGGCAGCGGCAGCGGCAGCGGAAGCGAGGGGGGCGGGGGAGGGGCGGACCUGACCUUGGCCAACGUCUCCUUCGACGCGCUCCCGGAUGAACUAAAACAAAUGGACAGCGAGCAGCAAAUCGACGCACAGAGGGAGAAACUAGAAAAGGAAAUCGAGAGGAAAAAAAAACUACUCAAAAUGAGGAACGUAAACGCAAGUGCCGAAAAGGAAUAUGAGCAGCUACUCUCCAAGUUAAAACAGAUAGAUGCCUCUCUCUCAAAUGAGCGAAAGGAGUGUAACCUCUUCGAGCGGAACUUUAGGAUUCUACAGAAAAAAAGAUCGUACAAAUUUUUACACUGCUUCAACUAUAUAAAGAACGUAAUCGAUAAUGUGUAUAACAAUUUAACCUACAGUGUGAAACACCACGUGGGGGGACAAGCCUUUUUGGAUCUAUUUAAUCUAAACGAAUUUAAUAAAGACGAUGAACCCUUUUACUGUGGCAUUCGCUAUAAUAAUAUGCCCCCCAUGAAACGCUUCUUCGAAAUAAGUGAGCUAAGUGGGGGAGAAAAAAGCAUGAGUGCAUUGGCACUUAUUUUUUCCAUUCAGAAAUAUAUUAGCAAUUCGUUUAUCAUUUUGGAUGAAGUGGAUGCCAAUAUGGAUCCCAUUAAAAUGAGUUCGCUAGCCAGGUACCUUAACUCUAUUAACAGCCAAGUCAUCGUCAUUUCCCUCAAGGAGAAAUUCUUCAGCAAGAGCCAGACCCUCAUCGGGGUCUACAAGAGCAAGCAUAAGAAGUGCUCCCGCACGGUCACGCUCGACAUUUGCCGCUACCGCCAGGGGGAGUGAGUAGCGGUGCGUCCGCUCAACUGCUGCGAUCCGCUCAACUGCUGCGAUCCGCUCAACUGCUUCGAUCCGCUCAACUGCUUCGAUCCGCUCAACUGCUUCGAUCCGCUCAACUGCUUCGAUCCGCUCAACUGCUUCGAUCCGCUCAACUGCUUCGAUUCGCU
Molecule: messenger RNA, 5003 nt
Organism: Plasmodium vivax (malaria parasite P. vivax)
Lineage: Eukaryota; Apicomplexa; Aconoidasida; Haemosporida; Plasmodiidae
Product: structural maintenance of chromosome protein, putative
Exons: 1
Coding region: 1-4842 (1613 amino acids)
Biological process (GO): sister chromatid cohesion
Cellular component (GO): chromosome; cohesin complex; nucleus
Molecular function (GO): DNA binding; protein binding; ATP binding
Source: RefSeq, a predicted model, not a curated record